Molecule: messenger RNA, 2025 nt
Organism: Osmerus eperlanus (European smelt)
Lineage: Eukaryota; Metazoa; Chordata; Actinopteri; Osmeriformes; Osmeridae
Gene: rab7a
Product: RAB7a, member RAS oncogene family
Exons: 6
Coding region: 353-976 (207 amino acids)
Biological process (GO): phagosome-lysosome fusion; endosome to lysosome transport
Cellular component (GO): phagocytic vesicle; lysosome; late endosome
Molecular function (GO): GTP binding; GTPase activity
Source: RefSeq, a predicted model, not a curated record
CAAGUACCGCUAACACAGAGCAGAGGUUGUUUUGGAAGAAGCUGCUCGCUAACCCAAGCCUAGAAUUAAAAUUGAGAUAUAAUUGUCACCGGUUAACACGUAGCUCUCGGGCUCAGAGUACAACAUUUAACAUUACAUCGCAGACCUAGAUAGGUAGCUAACUAGUUAUUGAUAAAUAUUACAGCUCACUACUAAAACUAGCCAUCACUACUGUGAAGUAAAACUAGCGAGCUUCGCCGUCGCCUUCGCUAGCUCCAUAGCGGCUGUGUUGUUUCAUCACAGCAACAAAAACCUUUGAAGAAAGACCAGUGUCAUAAGACAACAAACGGUGAAUUUGUUUUAACCAAGCACUAUGACAUCUAGGAAGAAAGUCCUUCUUAAAGUCAUCAUCCUUGGAGACUCUGGAGUUGGUAAGACCUCAUUGAUGAACCAGUAUGUAAAUAAGAAGUUCAGUAACCAGUACAAAGCCACAAUAGGAGCUGAUUUCCUCACGAAAGAAGUGAUGGUGGAUGACAGACUUGUCACAAUGCAGAUCUGGGAUACAGCAGGGCAGGAGAGGUUCCAGUCACUGGGUGUGGCGUUCUACCGUGGGGCUGACUGCUGUGUGCUGGUGUUUGAUGUGACGGCUCCCAAUACCUUCAAGACCUUAGACAGCUGGAGAGAUGAGUUCCUGAUCCAGGCCAGUCCCAGAGACCCAGAGAACUUCCCCUUUGUGGUACUAGGCAACAAAAUCGACCUGGAGAAUAGACAGGUAACAACCAAACGAGCACAGGCCUGGUGUCAGAGCAAGAACAACAUCCCUUACUUUGAGACCAGUGCCAAAGAGGCCAUCAAUGUGGAACAAGCUUUUCAGACUAUUGCGCGCAACGCUCUGAAACAGGAAACUGAAGUGGAAUUGUAUAAUGAGUUUCCUGAACCAAUUAAGCUGGACAGGAACGAGCGAGCCAAGCCAUCUGCAGAGACCUGCAGCUGCUGAGGGCCCUGAGGUACACACUGGCCCCACUACCCUGUCUUGCCUUGUCUAUACCCUCUCCCCACACGCCACUGUGUGCUCCCCUCUGCCCCAAUAUUAUCACUGGCCUUUGUAGAUAGGAGCAGGGUUUCUCUCGUAGAGUAUACUACACACACACACAAAUAAAAACACACACUGUACUCACAUCCAUAUGUACACAACACUCACUCGCUUUGAGUCUCUAAGGCCAAAAAAACACCCAUAGGAAAAUGACCAUUUAUUUUCAAUGUAUUGUAAUACCCCCUCAGAUAAGUUUUCACCAGGCUCAGACACCUUUCUAUCCUUGUUUCCAUGGCACCAUCAAGCCUCACGUGCACUGACUGAAAUAAAUUCCCAUGACAGUUUAAGGGCAGGUUUAGACAUGGCUGUUCUUUCCCAGUGUUUAAGUGUGAAGAAAGUAAUUUAUAUCAAUGUGUGAACGUAUGUGUGUGAAUCCUGUUGAUGUGCAACCCACAGAUACAAGUGAUAAUUGGCUUGGAAGUGAAAUGGCAACUCUGACAAACUGUUUUGUUUGAAGCAUUACCUUAGCACUUUUUCAUUUAAACACAAUCAAAGACUUCAGAUGAAAUCCAAGUCAAAAUUAACUAUUUCAGCUCAAAGCUGUAGCAGUGUGGAACACUGCUCCUUUACCUCAAUGAUACCCUAACAAACUAGUCAUUUGCUGUUUCUGAAUGGUCAAAAUGAUGCUUUGCCUCAGAUUGGAAGGUAAGUCAUUUUUGGUCAACAUUCAGAGGUUUAACGUGAGGGGUACAAAGGAAGACCCUCCAUGAUGUAUAACAUGGUACAAUUGGAGAAGUGACAAAGUGUUUCUGUGACAUGAAUGUGACCACUAGUCAUAUUAAGUACCUCUGUAUGGUCUUCUCUUUCCUCUAUCAACUGUUGUAAGACUUUGUACAUCUGCAAACCUCUUUCAAAUUCAUGGCAAUGGCAAAAAAGCAUGUCUUUGCCAAACUCCAUAUCUCUGCCGAUAGCUCAAGUUGGCAAACAAUUAAAGUGCUUGAUAUUUCUUUUAA